Molecule: messenger RNA, 1055 nt
Organism: Acyrthosiphon pisum (pea aphid)
Lineage: Eukaryota; Metazoa; Arthropoda; Insecta; Hemiptera; Aphididae
Gene: Uqcrb
Product: ubiquinol-cytochrome c reductase binding protein
Exons: 4
Coding region: 95-424 (109 amino acids)
Biological process (GO): mitochondrial electron transport, ubiquinol to cytochrome c
Cellular component (GO): respiratory chain complex III
Source: RefSeq, marked validated
UAUUAAUUUUUCAUUACAUUUACCUAUUUUAGGAUUUUACUUGCAUUGUAUUAUAAUUUAUAAUUAAUAAGAAAGUUAUUAAUUUUUGCCAAACAUGCCUAUUAUGAAAGCUUUAGCUUCCAAUGUGGCUGUUCGCCGCUGGGCAUAUAAUCUUUCUGGUUUCAAUAAAUUUGGAUUACAUCAUGAUGAUGUGUUACAAGAAAAUGAUGAUGUCAAGGAAGCAUUAAGACGGUUACCAGCACACAAAGUAGAUGAAAGGUCAUUCAGAAUAAUUAGAGCAAUGCAACUCUCCUUACAAAAAAUUGAACUACCUAAAGAACAAUGGACGAAGUUUGAAGAAGAUGACCGUUAUUUAAAACCUUACCUUGAAGAAGUCAUUAAAGAAAGAGAAGAGAAAGAAUACUGGGAAAAAAAUUACUAUUAGAUUUCAAUAUUCUGUAUUCAAAAUAAAAAUAUCCCAUAGUCACAAGUAAAUUCUUACAGCAAAUAUUUCAAUUAUUACUAUCAUUUUGAGUAUGUUUUAAAAAAUUGUAUUAUUAAACGCAAUAUAAUUUUAGUUUUCUGUCAAGAAGAAUAAAAUGAGUUAUAUCUUAUUCCUUAUACCUAAGUUAUUAUUUCUUAUUGAUAAUGGUUAUAUUAACUUAAGUAUUUAAUUUUAAUUUAAAAACCGCCUAGAUUUUAAGAUUAAUGUUUGGGUUCAUUCAACUUUUAUCUCCCCAUUUUUAUAUAGUGUUAUAUUAUUACUUGUUACAUCUGAUUGAAAUGAUAAAUCAGUAUAAGACAAAAUAUCUUAGAAUUGGCCAUGAAUUAAGAUGUAAAAAAGCAUUAGUUAGUAUAUUUUUAAUUGUGCUGUUGACUGUAGUUGGCUGCUACUAAACUGUGUGAAAUGUCAAUAACAAUUUAGAGAAAUCUGUCUAAUGAAUCCCAGCAAAUAAAUAAAAAACUAACAUUUAAACUUUCAAAAAACAUAACAAAAUAUAUUGUUGUGCUCAGUUUUCACGUCUUAAUUAUGUGACAAGAAUUAUGGAAUAAUAUACUUUUCGCUAUUUUAAAAA